CCAUUUCCUUGUUCCACCUUCGUUUCAGCAACUGCGGGCAGCUUCCGGUAUAUCUAUAAUAGACUUUUGACCACUCUAAUCACACCCACGCAAACACGCCAAAGCGCGACCCAGCGCACGAUACCAUCUCGCACGACUACGGAGACGACAACGACAGCAACGCCGCGCAACGACAACGGCAAAACCUCCUUCAACUAAAAACGAUACCAACACACAACCGCAAUCAUGGCGCGUAACUCUGAAAAGGCGCAUUCGAUGCUCUUCCGCUUUCGCGCGGCGCAGGCUGCCGAAGCGGGAAUCAUUGACAUUUCGCGCACGCGCCGCCCCAAGCUCAUCACGUCGGUCAACUCGAUUCCCGUGUGCGAAAAAUGGCGUGGCCAGGUCCUCAAGGAGAUCUCGCGCAAAGUCACAAAGAUCCAGGACGAAGCGCUCUCGGAUUACCAGAUUCGCGAUCUCAACGAUGAGAUCAACAAACUUAUGCGAGAGAAACAUAUGUGGGAGAGCCAGAUCAGGUCGUUAGGAGGGCCCAACUACAUGCGAGGCGGAAGAGUGCUAGAUGAGGAAGGGCGUGAGGUGCCUGGAGGUGGCAAGGGGUAUAGGUAUUUUGGGCGAGCCAAAGAGUUGCCAGGUGUCAAGGAGCUUUUUGAAAGACAGAGUCGCCCAGAAGACGACAUGGACAAAGGACGCGAAAAGAGGAGCGAGCUUAGGCAAAAGGUGGAUGCGGGUUAUUAUGGCUACAAUCUGGACGAGGAAGACGGCACGCUCUUAGCAUACGAGAAGGCAAAGGAGCGCGAGGCCUGGGACAAUUUCAUGUUAUUGGGCGAUGAACUAGACGAGAAAGCGAGCAAAGUGCAAAAAGAAUGGAUCGAACUACCGGGCGACGCGGGCGACGGUGUACGAUGGCGAGUGCCUACUCUCGACGAGGUCAACAACGAGCUUGUCGAGCGCAGGAGGAGGAAGCUACUUGAGAAGUUGGGAUGAUUGGACGAUUGGCAUAUUGACGCGCCCUCUUUUUUUUCUUCCUCCGCAGAAUCAUUCUGAGAGGCUGAGAGAGCGAAGAGAAAUCGGGCUAAACUGUACAACACCAGAUUGCAGCAUUUGUUUUGGUUUUGGGCUUGGUUUUCUUUUCCUCCAACCGACAAUCCCUUUUUUUGCACCUUUCUUCGAGGCAGAAGAAGAAAGGAAGAAAAAAGGAUCAAAGACCGAUAUACCCUUUUUCUUUUCUUUUUUGAUUUGGGCUGAACACUUCGGCUAUCAACAACUUAUAAGC
Bipolaris sorokiniana ND90Pr is the source of this 1270-nucleotide messenger RNA. RefSeq lists its product as uncharacterized. The transcript has a single exon. Gene Ontology annotation, biological process: mRNA 3'-splice site recognition; generation of catalytic spliceosome for second transesterification step. Bases 226 to 981 code for a protein of 251 amino acids. The record is from RefSeq and is a predicted model, not a curated record. Gene Ontology annotation, cellular component: catalytic step 2 spliceosome; post-mRNA release spliceosomal complex; post-spliceosomal complex. Lineage: Eukaryota; Fungi; Ascomycota; Dothideomycetes; Pleosporales; Pleosporaceae.